Messenger RNA from Cricetulus griseus (Chinese hamster), 456 nucleotides. The record is from RefSeq and is a predicted model, not a curated record. NCBI's taxonomy places the organism in Eukaryota, Metazoa, Chordata, Mammalia, Rodentia, Cricetidae.
AUGUUUAUCACUGUGAUGUUUGGAGCUGGUUGUCAGGUGCUGGUGAACCCCUGGUGCAGCUUGGUGACCUUUAUUAUGCAUCUGAAACAGAAGGCUCAGGUCCCCCCAGAAGUAACCAUUGCUCUUCUGGCUGAAGAUGGGCAGCUGGUGAGGCUGGAAGAGGGGAUUGCCCAGGCCCCCUCCAUGGCCUGUUCCCUGCUACAGGAGCAUGGGACCUAUGUCCUGGUGCAGGUCAUUAAAGGGAAAGAUGGGACUCCCACUCGCUAUGAGUCCCUACUGGACAACCUAGAUGACCACUGUCCAGAGUUAGCUGAGGAGCUGUGCUGGCUCUCCGGCCUUCCAGGCACAAGCAACAGUCAGAGAAGACGAACAGGCAUUCGACGUGGCCACCACCGGGAACAAGGUCCCCCUUCAAGGUCUCGAAGGGUGGCCUCCCUCCCAUAUAGAAACCGCUAG